Stegodyphus dumicola is the source of this 690-nucleotide messenger RNA. Its product is annotated as mitochondrial glycine transporter A-like. The record is from RefSeq and is a predicted model, not a curated record. Gene Ontology annotation, biological process: glycine import into mitochondrion. Lineage: Eukaryota; Metazoa; Arthropoda; Arachnida; Araneae; Eresidae. Gene Ontology annotation, cellular component: mitochondrion; mitochondrial inner membrane. Gene Ontology annotation, molecular function: glycine transmembrane transporter activity.
GUAAACAUGAAGCACGAGGAGCGUGCUGAUGGUAAAGGUAUAUUUUGCAUCUGGAAAAUUUAACGUAAAUCCUUAAAAAGCAUUGUUUAUCGACAUUUUUUCAAGAAAAAAAAAAAAAAAAAAGAAUAGUGAGGAUAAUUGUAUAAUGUAGACAAGUUGUCUGGAAGAAUGCUUGACUGUGCCUGCCAUACUGAUGACAGCGCGCACAUGGUUCAUAGCCCUGCCAUGGAAAUAGUACAGACGUAUCCAUUUUUGAAAUCUUUUUUGGCUGGAUCUGUAAGUGGAACUUGCUCUACCCUUCUCUUUCAACCUUUAGAUUUAAUAAAAACAAGGCUACAAAAUCCUACAAAAUCAGGGCAUACAAGAAAUGGAAUGUUUAAACUUUUUAUACAUGUUGUACGAAAUGAAAAAUUGGUCGGUCUGUGGCGUGGAACUGUGCCCUCCAUUAUGAGAUGUGUUCCUGGUGUAGGAAUGUAUUUUAGUUCUUUACACUGGCUACAGAGCAAUUUUGGUACUAAAGAUCCAUCUCCAUUAGAAUCAGUUUGUUUUGGUGUUUUGGCAAGGUCUUUUGCUGGGGCUACAUUAUUACCAGUAACUGUUAUUAAAACUAGAUAUGAGGUAUUUAUUUACUUUUUUAGAUUUGCAUUUGUUCUUCCUUUAUUGUUAACUUUUUGAUUUCACAAAAUAUAA